AUUACUGGAUUGGAACUUUGCGAUCCACAAUGUGUUACGCCGGAAAAUGUUGCUACUUUAUGAAGGUAGAGACUGGAUCUAUGAUAUUCGCUGUUAUCAAUAUGAUUAUCAAUUCUAUACUCGUCAUCGGUAUUAUUGCAGCCCUGGUAUGGUAUGAAAUUUAUUAUUAUCAAGCUCUACAUCUCACGGCUUACAAUUUUGUGCACAACAUUUAUCAGAAUUAUAUUUACAUAAACAUAACUAUAGGUGUAAGCCUUAUUUUGAGUUUGAUAUAUUUUGCAUUUUCUGUAUUGUUGCUCAACGGAUUAAUGAAGACAAAAUCCGGGCAAGUGAAGGCCUAUUUCAUAUUUGGUGUCAUUAUGAAUGUGUUGAGCUACGUACUAAUCAUAUUUGCAUUCAGCUGUAAUAACUGUUUCAGCAAAGGUUUAUGCCCGGAGGAUUCCGUGUUGCGGUCACACGCCAGUGAAACU
Achroia grisella is the source of this 470-nucleotide messenger RNA. RefSeq lists its product as uncharacterized. NCBI's taxonomy places the organism in Eukaryota, Metazoa, Arthropoda, Insecta, Lepidoptera, Pyralidae. The record is from RefSeq and is a predicted model, not a curated record. The transcript is spliced from 5 exons. The annotation marks the transcript as partial.